CAUCCUUGCAAAACAUCUAAUAAAGCCAACAGCCCCUUUUAAACUCUCAUCAUAUAAAUAACUAAUAAUAUCAGGAUCUCGAUUCGCAAAUCGUGAAUUUGAUUACUCUGGCAGGUUGCCAAUUUUAUAAACAGCGUAUAGCCAGGCAUUCUCCCAAAAAAUCUAACAAAGCCAACAGCCUCUUUUAAAUUUUCAUCGUGCAAAUGGACAAUAAUAGUAGAAUUUCGAUUCACAAAUCAUGAAUACCAAAGGUACUUGCAUGCCUCGUCCAAAGAUAAAACGUUUCUUCCGUCUCGUGCAAUAUAUUCUCGCAGUUUAAUCGUAUAAUUUGCGGACACCCAGCGCACUCCGGACAGCAAGACAAACUGUAGCCACUCAACUCCCCUCGGCUCUACCUCAGAAACCGCUUAACGGUAUGUUAAACAAAGUCGUGUCACGAACUCGAAGGAGAACCAAGUUACCGCCGACUGCCGCGCUGGAAAGGAUCGGGUGCUCUUUUAAUUGUUCCCGGCGCUAAACACCCCUUCGCGUUACCAGCGGUCCGCGUAAAUCCCCGAAAUUGUGGUUGUUUAUAACAACGGUGAGCGCGGCGCGCGACGACGCAGAGUGCGGCAAUAACGCGGAGCUGUUUAAUUACCGCGAAAUAAUGUCGCGAACCGGCUGCGUUACGAUAACGCAAACCGGCGGCUCGUCCGUUAAUUUAAUUUAAACGACUGUCGUGCCACCGAUAAAAUUAAUAAUAAUAAUUGUAACAUUCAUAAUGACGAUGACAAGUUCGGACGGAAGUAUAUGCUACGGUUUCGAUAAUGAUUUUCGUGGUUCGUGGUUAUUUAAGGAGCUGACUUUGUGAAUUUUAUCAUUUUUGUUGGGGCUGCUUGUUGAAAUUUGACGAGUGUAUUUAGGAUAUUGAUGGCGUUGGAAUUGGAUGAAAAAAAGAACUUGAGAAGAAGUGUUUUGUAUAUUGUGCCAGCGAGAAUACAGUUCGGAAACAGUUCACUGCAUUUGAUCGAAGGAUUGAAAAAUGAAACACAUAGCAUGGAGUCCCGGUGUAACCGAAGAAAGCCACAGCUUAAUGGAGCGUCGAAGAUUCCACAACCUACUGCCGCCAUUCUUGCAAAAGAAACCUUUUAUGUAUCCUGAUGUAUACACGCACUCAAAAAUGCCAAGAGACAUCACGGAUAUCGAUUCGCCUCGAUGCACAAGUCUCGAAACCACGACCGACCAAUGCGUCUCCAUUCACGAGCAUUUCACGUGCCAGCUCGUCGACGACGACAAUCUUCCGUGUGGAAUUACAGAAAAAUCGUCUGUACAGUGCGUGGACGACUGUGGAACGUUCAAUUUAACCUGCAGGAGGUCACGUGACAGGCUGGAUUGGGAAACAAAGAGCUUUGCGGAGAUCACGGACAGCGAGCUACACGAUGCUCCGGAGGAUCACGAUGAGGGUUAUCAGCGUUGGGAGGAUGACUUUGAGGGGGUUGAAACGGAUCUGACGCGACAAAAGAGGAAAAUUGAGUUGGUGUCGCCGUGCGAAAGUUAUUCUUCUUUGAGCGAGCAUGAGGAGGAGCCUGGUACUACGGAUCCGUAUUUGUCUCAUAAAAUAUAUAUGCCGUACAAUCGAAUUCUGAAGCCAAGAUAUUUCGCGUCAGCUGGCACGGACGUCGAAUAUAGAGCGAGUAGCUUACUCAGGAGACCUAGGUCGCCUGUUAGAGAGAUUUUGCCGGGGAGGUUCGAUCUGAAAGCUGCUUACGAGGAAAGAAGCAUGAGGAGGUGGGCGACGGAGAGCAGCAAGCGUUUAAGAGAGUCCAAGGAGCGUGUUUCCUUGUCGUUGAAGCGGCUGUCCGUGGAUCAAACGGAUGAGGACGACGUAAUCAGUUCUGUGGUUCUUCAAGCGGUCUGCGAGGAAGUCACCUUGACAUUGAUGGACACGAAAAUCGAUACCGACAUUCAUACCUUCGUUAAUGUCGCGGUUAUCUGGGCGCUCAGCGAGCUAGAGCUUUUCACCCACGACACCCUGAUCGAACGUUUCACGGCGACGAAGGAUUUUAGAGCGCAUGGCGCAAAAAAGGAAUUGGACGUCGUCGACGUGUUAGGAUACGGCGGAAUGCGCAAGAAGUUAGCAGGAGUUUAUCGUCCACCGUACAGCCACAAUGUCCACACGACUUUGCAUCUACGUUUGCCAUGGGAGUACGUGAGCCCCUCUCACGAACGAGGGCAAACAAAAUUGUAUCCAAACGUGCGCGAGAGGAUCGACGAGAAAGUUCCGAAAAUUAACGAGGAGGACGAAUCGUCGACAUACGUUCCCGAUAUAACGUGUUUCCAUCUGAGGGAAGUUUUGGACAAGACUUACGUGGCUUAUAAGAGAAAAUCGAAAUCUCUUGUUCCCCUGACAGAGUCAUCCCUCAACCUGAUGGAGGACCUGUUUCUGCAAUUAGUGAGCUUUCUGUGAAGCAUCUGCGGAAAAUAAAUGGCUGGUUGAUGACCUGUUCGAUCCAUAAAUACCGUGGUUUCAUUUCAGAAUAUUUAUACAAUGAAUAAUAAUUAUUAGCUAUGGUUUUAACAGAUAUAUUUGUCAUUGUGGUACAUCGAAAUAGCAAUCUUUCAAGCCUCAACCUGAUGGCCAUCGCAAUGUAUUUAUACAAACUUUAUUAGCCAUACAAUUUUCCUUGUUGUUAUUCUUAUAGAAUUAUUGUAAGUAUCAGGCAUGCUUAUAAUUUAUUGCAAGAAUAAUAAGGAAAAUUGUGUGGGUGCCAAACUUUGUAUGUAAACACACGUUGUAUUCAUACGAAUAUAUAGUAUAGAUUCAUCGUAACGAAAUUAAUUUCUACACCUAAUAAUAAAUAAUAUAAUAAAUAAUAUAAUAUAUAUUCGUCGAUAUAUAAUCGUCAUCAUCAAACAGUAAUCGUCCUCGUGUAUAGCCAUUAUCAAGAUGGAUAAUCAAUAUCAUCAGCAGCAGCAUGUGUUUGCACGUGGUAUACAUCUGUACACAUGUAAACUACUUAGCCAAGGUUCAGAAACUAUCUGUCACUUUUGUAAGUACCAUUUUUUACUGUAUGUGUAUAAAUAACUACUUUGUAAUUUGAUUAGAGUUAUUAUCUACACAUAUCCUGCAUACAUAUAAGGUUACAUGUAAUAAAAUUCAUACUAUUCACAUCUCAUUUAUGCACGUUUAUGUAUACAUACAUAUAUUAUUUUAUAUGUAUAUAUCAUACAAUCUUCCUGCACAAAAGUACGUAGCAUAUUGUAAAUAUUACAUUAUAUGUAUGUAACAACAUUAUAUUGUAUACAUUAUAAUAUUUGCUACUUCUAUACACCCCGCUCAGAAGUAUGUGGACACUUCCUUAAUAAAAAUAGAUACGAUAAUAAAAGUUGCGAAUCUAUAAUAUCAAUUAUAUCAUUUAUGUUUCAAUAUGUUUAUGCUGCAUUAGCAAAUACAUUCUAUUAAUAGUUUUUUUUUUUUUUAAUAUCGCAUUAGUGAUGAUAGAAAACUAUAGAGAUAACUAGUUAAAAUUUCUUUUACCAAACUUGGAUGUUAUCCCAUUUAUUUUGUAACAUUUCGCCAUAAAUGUUUUUGAUAUAUUGAACAUUCUUUCUGAACUUUUCUAUCUAGACGAUACUAUAGUUCCAUUAUAAAAUUGAAUAUGGCACUCAAAACAUUUGAUAUUAUUAAAUAUUGUUAAAUAUACAUCCAAUAUAGAAUUCAGCGACAAAAGUUGUACAGUAAUAAUUUACGGUGUAUAUUAAUUAUUCA
Molecule: messenger RNA, 3748 nt
Organism: Hylaeus volcanicus
Lineage: Eukaryota; Metazoa; Arthropoda; Insecta; Hymenoptera; Colletidae
Exons: 6
Coding region: 1022-2446 (474 amino acids)
Source: RefSeq, a predicted model, not a curated record